UUAUCAGCUGAUGCCUUACGUAGCGCUGGAUCCCCACUUUGCUAAGGCAGGUCCGGGUGGACGAGCCAACGUGCGUUUUCCGAGUAGCAACCCCAGGCAUGGUGGAGAGAGGCCAGGGAAGGGCAGAAGACCAUCUCUAGAAAGCAAGUACCUGCGUGGCUUCUUCAGCAUCCGGCUGUUCCCCAGGGCGCCACUGCCUGGAGAAGGGGGUGGGGGAGCCGGCAGGGAGCAAUCCUGGACCAGCGACUGUUCUGACGCACCAGCCGGGUUCCAGGCAUCCACCGGCAGAGGCGAUCCCAAGGAUGCUCUGCUGCGGGCGACCAGACAGCGGUCUCCGCCGAGGUGAGGAAACACAGGCAUGUGAUAGAUUAGGCGGUCCCUGGCUUCUAGACUCAGCCCCUUGAGUCCGCUUUCCAAACCCCCAAGGAUACCGAGACUGUGCGGCUUGAAGCCUAGCUCCUCUCUGCCACCGUCUCCUCCAGACUCUUACUGAUUGGAGAUUGGGGCCAGAGUCACGGGCUCUUGGCAGAAACCUCUCCACUAGUCAGUGGUCGCAAGCAUUUCUAGAUUGACUCUGGUCGGCUCGGUGACUACACUGAAUCUGAACGCAGGUGUCCUGGACCAGCGAUGGAUCUGCCUGUAAACUUGACCUCCUUUUCUCUCUCCACUCCCUCUUCUUUGGAACCCAAUCGCAGCCUCGGUGCGGAAGACCUGCGCCCUAGUCGGCCUUUUCUCUCAGUUUUCCGAGUGCUAGUUCUGACCUUGCUAGGUUUUCUAGCCGCGGCCACAUUUGCUUGGAACCUGCUGGUGCUGGCCACCAUCCUCAGGGUACGCACCUUCCACCGCGUGCCACACAACCUGGUGGCGUCUAUGGCCAUCUCGGAUGUGCUGGUGGCUGCGUUGGUCAUGCCACUGAGUCUGGUGCACGAACUGUCCGGGCGGCGCUGGCAGCUGGGCCGGCGGCUGUGCCAGCUGUGGAUAGCGUGUGACGUGCUCUGCUGCACAGCCAGCAUCUGGAAUGUGACAGCCAUAGCCCUGGACCGCUACUGGUCUAUCACACGCCACCUGGAGUACACGCUCCGCGCCCGCAAGCGCGUCUCCAACGUGAUGAUCGUGCUCACCUGGGCACUCUCUGCAGUCAUCUCUCUGACCCCGCUGCUCUUCGGCUGGGGGGAGACGUACUCUGAGCUCAGCGAGGAGUGCCAGGUCAGUCGCGAGCCUUCCUACACCGUGUUCUCUACCGUGGGCGCCUUCUACCUGCCGCUGUGCGUGGUGCUCUUCGUGUACUGGAAGAUUUACAAGGCCGCGAAGUUCCGCGUGGGCUCCAGGAAGACCAACAGCGUCUCCCCCGUUCCCGAAGCUGUGGAGGUGAAGGAUGCUACACAACAGCCCCAGAUGGUGUUCACGGUCCGCCACGCCACCGUUACCUUCCAGACAGAUGGCGACACGUGGCGGGAGCAGAAGGAGCAGAGGGCGGCCCUCAUGGUGGGCAUCCUCAUCGGGGUGUUUGUGCUCUGCUGGCUUCCUUUCUUUGUCACAGAGCUCAUUGGUCCCCUGUGCUCCUGGGACAUCCCUGCCCUCUGGAAGAGCAUCUUCCUGUGGUUGGGCUACUCCAACUCCUUCUUCAACCCGCUCAUCUACACAGCCUUCAACAGGAGCUACAGCAGUGCUUUCAAGGUCUUCUUCUCUAAGCAACAGUGAGGGGCCAUCUGGCAGUGCCUUCUUCCCGUAGCUCAGUGGACUGUCCUGUCCCAUGAACCUUUGCAGUCUGCCCAGCAGUCCUGAGGACAAGAUCCAUCUGCCAAGGGCACCAGGGUCACAUCAGAGCUCAGCUCACUUCACGUCUGUGCUCAUAGGUUGGGAGUUGUCUUCUCCUGAAGGCUCUGGUGGCUUAUGUCCCCAAUCUGGAGACUCUCCCUCACUCUGUACCAGCAGCCACGGACCUGGUCCACAAAGUGCCCAUUCCUCCUCUAAAUUCACUCCAGCGUGGCCAUGAGAAAAGCAGACAGGAGGGAGGAGAGAGGGAGUGAACCAGCUCAGGCAGGUAGAGAGAGGCAGAAAGAAUGACAAGACCUAGAGCUGCUGGAGAUCACACACACACACACACACACCUGGAAACCCAGCACUCAGGAGACUAA
This is a messenger RNA of Onychomys torridus (southern grasshopper mouse), 2138 nucleotides long. It is a transcript of the gene Htr5a, whose product is annotated as 5-hydroxytryptamine receptor 5A. Gene Ontology annotation, biological process: chemical synaptic transmission; G protein-coupled receptor signaling pathway, coupled to cyclic nucleotide second messenger. The record is from RefSeq and is a predicted model, not a curated record. NCBI's taxonomy places the organism in Eukaryota, Metazoa, Chordata, Mammalia, Rodentia, Cricetidae. Gene Ontology annotation, molecular function: neurotransmitter receptor activity; G protein-coupled serotonin receptor activity. The transcript has 2 exons. Gene Ontology annotation, cellular component: plasma membrane; dendrite. Bases 628 to 1701 code for a protein of 357 amino acids.